CUCCGCGCCGCCGGCGUGGGGCGGAAGGAGCGCGGGGCCGUUCCCACGUGGUGGGCCGCGCGGAGCCCCGACUAGCCGCCGCCGCUGUCCUCGCCCCCGUCCGCGGUCCGCAUCCGGGACUGACCUCGAGGGAGCUCCUUAGCUGGAGACGGCCCUCUGCCCCCGCCCGCGGCCCCUACCUGGGGCCGAUCUCCAGAUAAAGUGUAGCAAUGGCUGCUAUUUAUUCUGGCAUUUCCCUUAAGCUUAAAAGCAAGGCAACUUCCUGGGAAGAUAAACUAAAACUAGCUCACUUUGCUUGGAUUUCCCACCAAUGCGUUCUUCCAAAUAAAGAACAAGUAUUACUUGAUUGGGCAAGACAGUCAUUGGUUGCAUUUUAUAAGAAAAAACUUGAGCUGAAGGAAGACAUUGUUGAAAGGCUUUGGAUCUAUAUAGAUAACAUUCUGCACAGCAGAAAAUUGCAAAAUCUCCUCAAGAAUGGAAAGACAAUUAACCUUCAGAUUUCCCUAGUCAAGAUCAUAAAUGAGAGAAUAGCCGAGUUCUCUCUUUCGGGAUCCCAAAGAAACAUCAGUGCUGUGCUGAGCUGCUGCCAGGGCAUCCUCUCAACACCUGCCCUUGCUGUCAUCUACACGGCCAAACAGGAGCUGAUAGUGGCCUUGUUGAGCCAGCUGUGCUGGUCCGCCUGUAGGCAGCCAGAAGGAGCCGUGGUAGCCCAGCUAUUCGAGGUCAUACAUCUGGCCCUUGGCCAUUACCUCUUGAUCCAGCAGCAGCAGGUCAACCCAAGACGUGCCUUUGGGGAGGUAACUGGGCACCUGCUUCAGCCCUGCCUAGUCCUGAGGCACUUACUCUCAGGGGGCACGUGGACACAGGCUGGCCAGGGCCAGCUGCGGCAGGUGCUGAGCCGGGACCUUAGGAAUCAGAUUGAGGCCAUGCUUCGAGGCGGAGCUUUUCAGCCUGAGCUGCUGUCAUCCUACAAAGAGGAGCUCUUGGAGCAGCAGCAAGGUGACACGAAGAUGGGGGCCAUGAAGAAUCUUCUAGCUCCCAUGGACACUGUGAUUGCUAGGUUGGUAGAUACUAGCUACUGUGACCCAUCCCUUCAUGCUGCUGUUGUUGCCAACUCAGUGGCCUUGCUAUAUAAGCUCUUUCUAGAUUCUUACUUCAAGGAGGGGAACCAGCUUCUCUGCUUCCAGGUGCUCCCCAAGCUGUUUGGCUGCUUGAGGAUUUCACACCUUCUGGAGGAGCAGAUAAAAGCCCUGUGCACAUCAGAUUGGACCACUGAACUCCUCGUUGUGGAACAGCUGUUGAACUCAGUGGCCAACAACAACAUCUACAACAUUGCCGCUGACAGGAUCCGGCAUGAAGAGGCUCAGUUCCACUUUUACCGCCGUCUGGCUGAGCUGCUGAUAAACCAUCCCCAAGCACCUGUGCCGGCCUGGUUCCGCUGCCUCAAGGUUCUGAUGUCUCUGAACCAUUUGAUUCUGGAGCCAGACCUGGAUGACUUGUUGGCUUCAGCGUGGAUUGAUGCAGAAGUAACAGAGUUUCGAACCCGAAAAGCCCAGGAGGCACUUAUUAACACUCUCUUCCAGACGUAUGUCAAACUCCGGCAGGUGCCACGGUUGUUUGAGGAGAUCUUGGAGGUGAUCUGUCGUCCGGCUGCCGAGGCACUGAGGCAGCCAGUGCUGGCCGCGGGCCCCUCCGCAGCGCUCUGUGAGUGCCUUCUGGAGUUGCCCCCCAGUCAGGUCUUGGAUGCGUGGUCCCUCGUGCUGGAGAAGCUCCAGGCUUUGGUCUUGCCUUGUUUGCGGGCUGAUGUCGACAUGGCCCUGAAGUCCCUGUCCCUGAGCUCACUGCUGCACUGCAUCAUGUUCCAUAUGAGGAGCCUGGACAACAGCACACCUCUGCCUGUCAUCAGACGUAUGCAGUGCAUGAUGGAGAGGAUGCUCCAAGAGCUCGUGAAGCCCCUGCUGGACCUUCUCCUGGACCCUCAGGGCCCAGACUGUGAGCUAUGGCUGCAGAAGGUCAGUGACUCUGUGCUCCUGCUCUCGUACACCUGGGCCCAGGUUGACACCAUGCUCAGUCUAAACUGUAGCCAGUAUCACUCUGUGUCUGGGGCCCUUACUGGUGGUGCUCCAGAGAUCUCCAGCCUCCACUCAUUGCUGCCAGGUGUAGAAACACGCCAUUGGAAAAAGAUAGAAAAGCUUACAGCUCAAUUCAACUCUCUCGGCAGAUAUUGCUUAGAACAGCUCUACCUGCAGAAAAUGAAAAGGACUUUAAUGCAAACUAGUUUCCAAUCUGAAGCAGCCCUCCACACUCUGAGGUGUGAUGCUGCCUACAUUCUUGGUUCUGGCAGAGAAAGCUUGACUCAGAGGACAGCAGCUUCCUGGGAUGGCCAGGUGGGGACAGUGAGUGCACUCACAUACCCUGUAGCACACUGGCACUUGGUUAUGUCAAAUCUCUCCAUUUUAAUAUCCUAUCUCUCUCCAGAUGAUGUGAGAUACCUCGCUAGUGUCCUGCUAAGAACUUUACCAACGAAUAGAGCUCAGGAAGGCUCAGCAGAUGAAGGGCCAAACAUCACACUUGAAAACGUAUCCAAGGCCAUCCUGCACAGCCCUCUCUUUCCAGAAAUACAGUCCCUUCAUUCUGCUUUCUUAAUGUGCCUAACUGCAAGAUGUUCUAGCGUUCUGUGUUCUGGUGUCUUGAGUGACUCGAGUCUUCUCAGUCAGCAGCUGCCCUGGCUUUUUGUAAAGGACCACAUGGUUGUGGCUCACUGGGAAAACAGAUUUGCAAAUGUUGGACCCGAAGGUGUAGAACCAAGAGGAGAAAUUGCCCAAAACUUACUAUCCUUGGUCAAGAGUGACUUCCCCAUUCAGCUGGAGGGAGAACAAUUAGAGAGCAUCCUGGGGCUUUUAGAAGUUAUUUCUACUCUACAACUGGACAACCUCUUGACUCCCCAUCAUGCAUAUUAUUUUCUUCUGUUACUAUCCAUGGCCAUCAGCAAGCUGGGGGGCUCUUGCUCCUCCUCACUGACCCUCAAGUUUUUGAUGACUUGCUACCAGCUUCUUGGUUACCUGCAAAGGGGCAAAAGUGCCCGCUCAGUGCUCAGAAUCAUGUACGUUAGUGAUAUCUUUGAGAUCGUACUGACCUCGUUGUUCAAAGCUACUAGUAGAUUUCUUAUUGAUACGGAUGACCCCUCUUGGUUGGAAUUCCUCCAAGUGAUAGGGACAUUCUUAGAACAGCUAAUGCAGAUGCUUAUCCAGAUAAAGCUGAGCUUGGUGCUCAAUUUUGGGAAAAUCAUCGCAUUCCUCUCAAAGUGCAAACCGUACACUGAAGCAGCUUCAGGCAAACAGUUGGAAAAUCAGAAUCGUCUGGGCCGGCAGCUCCUUCUGGUGUCUUUAACUAAGUUGUGCCAAGUCCUGGGGCCUUUUGUUCAAGAGCGGAAGCAGCAACACGAGGCCACAGAAGCGCUGCCUGAGUUGUUGCAGCAGGCCAUUCUCCAGACGGGAGCCGUGCUCCAGCUCUGCUCAGCGCACGGGGCCCAGGGCCGGCACCUUCCCUCUGCCUUCAUCCCGUCGGUCAGCACACUCAUGGAGGCGGAUGUGGGCCAGCGCUCCAGGCACAGAGGGACAGAGAUUUCGCCACUGACAGACAAAAUGCAGCUCUCCCAUCCUGCCCUCUACCAGAGUGUUUACUCUCAAAUACUGGCAGAGUUGCCGGCUCUCGCAGGAGACACUCAAUCUUUCCAGGCAGCUGUGCGGUUUUUAACUCUGUUCUUUUUGGCUCCAGAACUACAUCCCAAGAAGGAUUCUGUUUUUAUCUCCGUGUUUCAUUCUGUGAGAAAAGUUCUUGCAGAUCCUGCAAUUCCAGGUCAGGUAAUUCAGGAUAUUGAGCCUUAUUUGGGAACCCUGUUCACCCAAAUGUUAGAGGUUGGGACGACAGAGGACUUUAGGAUGGUGAUGCAGUAUAUUCUCCAAGGACUAGACGUCAGUAACAUGUGGAGAGCAGAUCUGCAGGCUGUUUUGUCUGCUAUUACCUUGAUCAAGUUGCUACUGAGCUGCCCCUUCAGUGGAGAGAAAGCAAGUUUGUUCUGGCGUGCGUGCCCCCAGAUAGUCACGGCUCUGACGCUACAAAACCGAGAGGCUUGUCAGGCGCAGCCUGUGCCGCUGGCGGUGGUGGGGCCCAUUUUGGAUGUGCUGGCCGCGCUGCUGCGGCAGGGGGAGGAGACCAUCAGCAACCCACACCACGUCAGCCUGGCCUUCAGCGUCCUGCUCACAGUCCCUUUGGACCACCUGAAGCCCCUUGAGUAUGGGAGCAUCUUCCCGAGGGUGCACAACGUGCUCUUCUCAAUCCUGCAGUGUCACCCGAAGGUUAUGCUGAAAGCCAUCCCUUCUUUCUUGAACUGUUUCAAUAGGUUGCUGUUUUCAGUUAUACAUGAAGGGCGGCAGAAGGACAAAGGAAGCACAGAUGACCUGCUGGUGGUCCUAGACUGUGCCCGCCUGGUGGAAAGGAUGUACAGCCACAUCGCAGCCCGGGCUGAAGAGUUCACGGUGUUUUCCCCCUUUAUGGUGGCUCAGUACGUGACGGAGGUGCAGAAGGUCACCCUGUAUCCGGCGGUGAAAAGCCUUCUGCAGGAGGGCAUUUACCUCAUCCUGGACCUCUGCAUUGAGCCAGACGUCCAAUUUCUACGGGUCUCACUGCAGCCAGGCGUGAGAGACGUCUUUAAGGAGCUGUACAGUGACUAUGAGAAGUACCAUAAGGCGAAACACGAAGGAGAGAAGAGAUACACCGUCUGAGGCUGCCGCGUUGUGGAGGCGCUACCUGCAGUGUUGUAGAGCGGCUUUGGCCCCCGGUCUGAGAGACCAGGGAGUGGAGAAUGAAGGACUUCACAUGUGCUCAUGUGCAGUGUCGAGAUGUGUGGGAAAUCCUUUUGGUUUAUAUAUAUAUAUAAAAUUAUAUUUUACAGUCCUAUGUUUCACACAGUGUUUUUAAACAUCUUUUUAUACAGUAAGUAUUGCAGUAGAAUCCUGAAAAUAGACCCUGGGAUGAGGUGAAUUCAAUAAAAAAUUCCUGAAUCUCUCUGGUGGCCAUU
This is a messenger RNA of Ceratotherium simum simum (southern white rhinoceros), 5080 nucleotides long. It is a transcript of the gene URB2, whose product is annotated as URB2 ribosome biogenesis homolog. Gene Ontology annotation, biological process: ribosome biogenesis. The record is from RefSeq and is a predicted model, not a curated record. Gene Ontology annotation, cellular component: nucleolus. Lineage: Eukaryota; Metazoa; Chordata; Mammalia; Perissodactyla; Rhinocerotidae.